AUGGCUUCGGACCCCCCUGCAGUAUCGUUGACGACCUUGUCCACCGAACUUACAUUCCACAUUCUAUCAUUCCUCUCUCCCAUCGAAUACAAAGCCUUCUCUUCUACCUCCAAAACAUGCCGAAAAGCCUGCAUUCCGAUCGUUUUUCGUCGGGUGAGAUUGUACCCGGAAAACAUCCAACUCUGGCAAAAUAACCCCGCUAUCUGCAUCGCCGUCAGACGUGUCUCGUUUUGUCCUCUUUAUAUCAAAAGUGAAACCGAACUUAUGGACUAUUGGCGAAUAUGCACGAAUGCAGUGGGGUUAUUAUUCCCCAACGUUACGGAUUUAAAACUGCUUUACCCGAGUUGUUCGUACUAUCUACAGCAAAGGGAUGUUGCCGAGAGAGACUCCUUUGAUGAUAAACUGUUACAGCUUGAUAAUCGGAUAUUCAGCGCGAUAUUUUCGACAUUGUCGACAUUUCCGUUUUAUGAGUCACAGUUGAGGAAGCUACAUAUUGAAACUAAUAGGUUUUGGUCGGCAGGCGAGCAGUAUCCAUCGGAUAUCUCGACUGAGAAUCAAGAGUUUUUAGACUCGACUAAUAGAGUCAUGGCAGCGAAAGGGUUGGAUCAUAUACCUUUCCCCCACAUGUUGGAAGAAGUAGUACUCACUGCUAAGCUUAUAUACUUCACACCACCGGGGUAUAAUCUACAUAACUGCGUCGCUCUACAAAAUUGUAUGGGUUCGUUAAGAAGUUUCAGCCUCUUAGGCACUCCGGAUCAUUCUACGAAACGAUUUUCAAGAGGAAACCGACCAAAGGAUGAAUACAUCAAGAAUCCAAUUUUAUGGCUGAAUAUCUCGGACUACGUCUAUCCAAAUGUCACGACUCUGUGCAUCAGUAGCAGAUUUCUGACCAAUGAAUAUAUCUAUGAGUUCCCAGUUCGUUUUCCGAGUUUACAGGAACUGAGGAUUCACGACCCCAGUUCAAAGGUGGGAUCGAUGAUUACCGAAAACUUCGAGGAAGUAACCGAAAUGCUAAGGGCCUUUAAGGGGCUCAGGAGGGCGGUGAUACCUUGGCCGUUGGAAGAUACGAAUGAUAUUGAUUGGGAGAAGCCGGGUUGGGACCCUGCACCCCCCGUGCCGGUAGAAAAGAUUGGAAAGACGGCGAGAGCAUGGUUUGCGGAUCAAAGUCUAGUGGCUCUGGAAAGGAUAGCCUUUUGGAUGUGGGAUGUCGUGGAGAAAGAGACUCGUUGCGAGGCUGUGAUUUCUGAACGUAGAUUUGGGGUAGAUGGUGGAGUACAUGUGAGGAAGGUUACAUGCACCAAUAGAGAGGAGCUAUUUCCAAUUCUGGGGAAGGGCUGGGAUCCCAUUUGCUGGGUGGAUCAUUCUAAGAGGUUGGCUCGAACGGGGAUGGUAAUAGGGUAG
Messenger RNA from Orbilia oligospora ATCC 24927, 1401 nucleotides. RefSeq lists its product as uncharacterized. The coding region runs from base 1 to 1401 and encodes 466 amino acids. The record is from RefSeq and is a predicted model, not a curated record. The transcript has a single exon. NCBI's taxonomy places the organism in Eukaryota, Fungi, Ascomycota, Orbiliomycetes, Orbiliales, Orbiliaceae. Gene Ontology annotation, molecular function: protein binding.